Messenger RNA from Oncorhynchus kisutch (coho salmon), 1690 nucleotides. Its product is annotated as exonuclease V. Gene Ontology annotation, molecular function: single-stranded DNA 5'-3' DNA exonuclease activity. Bases 141 to 1463 code for a protein of 440 amino acids. Gene Ontology annotation, cellular component: nucleus. Lineage: Eukaryota; Metazoa; Chordata; Actinopteri; Salmoniformes; Salmonidae. The transcript has 6 exons. The record is from RefSeq and is a predicted model, not a curated record. Gene Ontology annotation, biological process: interstrand cross-link repair.
GUGACUUCAUUAACAAGUCUGGGCAAAACAACUGCGUAAUACAAUUGUCUAUUGUCAGGUCCAAUAAUGAACAUUAUUUGACUACGCGUAAUUAUGAGUUAAAGAAUCAGUCUUAGUCUAAUGUACUUUCACUUUUUACAAUGAAUUCAAAAACAACUCCAAGGGACGAUCCAUUAGAUGACGGGUGUGAUAUAAGCAAUGCACAACUCAUCAGGAUACUUUCAGAGCGUCUCGCCCCUUCUGACCAACCUAGUUUAACUCCCCCUGCUGGUACCAGUCUGACUCCUGCUGGUACCAGUACCAGUUUGAGCGCUGGUGCUGAUCAACACAGUCCGACACUGGGGGUGUGUGUGGUCAAUGAUGGCCAGUCCCUUGCCAAGAAGGAGGAGAGAAUUGAUGGCCAAAUUAAGAAACGGGGUCACAAGGUCGUGGCCCCGUUCGAGAGGCUGAGCAACAAUAGGAGCACUGUUACCCUGUCAGUCCCAGACCAGAGUCCAAUGGAGAGGUUCAGUAAGCAUCACCUGAAUGUUACUCAGCUGUGUGAGCAGUCAUGGUGUGAAAUUAAAGUGGUCUAUGGGUUCCUCAAGCCUCAUAUGAAGAGGAGAGAGAUGAGAAGGCCUGCAGUGAUGACAGGGGCCAGUAUUCAUCUUGCUAGAGAACUGGAGGCAAACCCAGAUGCUGUGACUGUUGUUGUUCAUACCAGAGAGGACAGGGAAGCCUUGAAACUCAUCAACCUGAUACAGAUGGUCCCAGCUCUGGAGGCAGGCCAGCUGGUACGGGAGUUUCCAGUGUUAGGUGUGUUGGAUGGGGUGUUUUUCCUGGGUGUGGUUGAUGAGCUGUAUUGUAGUAAGUCUGGGGAUCUGGUCCUGAGUGAACUGAAGACCCGCAGUCACAACUCCCUGCCGCAUCCUGCCCAGGCCAAGGGACACUCUCUACAGGUGGGUGUGUAUAAGCUGCUGUUUGACUCCAUGGUUCAGGGUUCUAUGAAGAGGGAUCAGCUCCUCCACUUCCUCAAGCUCCGGCCCCACCAGGCCUUUGGGUCAGAGCUCCAGAGGUAUGCCCAGAAAUUGGACCUCCUGGCAGUCACCUUCGGAGAUCUUGUGGACCACUUGUUGGUUGUGCUACAUUUCUCUAACCUCCAGCCCAUUGACAAGCUAUGCCUGGAAUACAGACAUCAGAGCUCCGGAGUCCUCAUAGGAAACAGGGAGGUAGAGUUUGAGGAGACCCAGCUAAGGGCUGAGCUCAGGGACUACCUGGCCUUCUGGAGGGGGGAGAGGGAGCCCCAUGGAGUGGAUAUUGAGGAUAUAGAAGAGGCUUGGAAGUGUAGGAUGUGCCCCUAUGAGGAGAGCUGUGAAUGGAGGAGGAAUAGGUUGCAAGAGGUGAUGGUUGAUGGCAGUAAGAAAGCCAAAUUGGAUGUUUCUAAAUCCGAGACUCCCAAUUCAAGUCGGAGAGUCCCAAAUUGAUUUUUGUCAGGUCUGAGAAUCCAAAAUGGGAGACUCCAAGGUUGGACAGUCCAACAGUGGAUAGCCUGACAUCUGACAUUUUAUGGGUUUACAAUAGGGUUGAAUAGCGUGGAGGGGCCUCCCAUUCUAGGUUCGAGUCCAGGCUCUGUCGCAGCCGGCCGUGACCAGGAGACCCAUGGGGCGGCGCACAAUUGGCCCAGCGUUGUCCGGGUUAGGGGAGGGUUUGG